Ooceraea biroi (clonal raider ant) is the source of this 1958-nucleotide messenger RNA. Its product is annotated as solute carrier family 25 member 46. The record is from RefSeq and is a predicted model, not a curated record. Lineage: Eukaryota; Metazoa; Arthropoda; Insecta; Hymenoptera; Formicidae. Gene Ontology annotation, biological process: mitochondrial fission; mitochondrial membrane fission. Gene Ontology annotation, cellular component: mitochondrial outer membrane.
UGAUGAAAUGUGCAGAACCGCAAUGGCCGCAACCAAGCGGAGUUCUCCGAUAUCGUAGAAGAGUUUGAUCUGUGCAGAUGAGCAGUAAAACGAAACGGUCAUCGAUUCAUUUUGCAUAAAGAGAAUGGCGGGAUUAGAGGGCUAUGAGAGCGUGUACAGGGGGAGGCCCGCCAGAUCAUGGGAAAGGAGAUCACCCUAUCCAGAGAUGUAUCAAGGCCGAGAGGUUAUCCAUCCUUUAGAAAUACCUGUUACCCAUCCCCUGGCGGAAGAUAAUCCACCGGCUGUUGAAGAUCACAUGACUGUGACCAAGUAUGUAGGGAUAGGUUGCGGACUGGCGGGCUUGAUCACGGAACACUUGUUGAUCCACCCUUUCGUGGUGUUACGAAGGCAAUGCCAAGUUAAUCCAAGUGCGACAAAGUACCAUUUAAUACCUGUAACGUUAGUGCCAGUGAUAAUACGUUUACAUCAAACCCAAGGUAUAAAUACACUGUGGAAGGGAAUUGGUUCGGUUUUGCUCGUAAGAGGCAUGACACUGGCGAUUGAGGAUUUGAUUUCGAAACUCACACCAUGGCCAAAAAAGAUUACUUGUAGUAGCUCGUUGAGAUCAUUCGGUCAAUAUAUCCUGCUCAAAUGUAUUUCCACCGGCAUAGUGACGCCCUUCUAUUCCGCAUCGCUUGUGGAGACCGUUCAGUCGGAGAUCGCCUCCGAAAGUCCAGGAAUGUUGGACGUUUUUCGAGACGGUGCGAUCCGCCUGCUUGAUGUGUGCAAUAAGGGUAGACUCAUCCCCAUUUACGCCCUUGUGCCACCCACUAUAAUCUACGCAGUAUCAAAACACCUUUUCUCAAUUAUCGUGAAAGGAGUUUCUAGUCGAGUUAUGCAAGUUAGACACAAACAUUUGCAGGAAGCGAGAGGCGCGUACAGUAAAGAUAUACUAUCUGAAAGCGUCCUCCAGGACAUAGAGAUGCAGUCUACAAUUAUUUCGAUAUGCGCUGCGGAUGUCGCGUUUUAUCCUAUCGAAACUGUUAUUCAUCGAUUACACCUUCAGGGUACGCGCACCAUCAUCGACAACUUGGAUACCGGAGGAAGUGUUACACCGUUGUUAACUGGCUAUAACAGUGCAAUCGACUGUUACCGCACGAUAAUUUCAAUGGAGGGACCGUACGGCUUGUACAAAGGAUUCGGUGCCGUUAUUUUGCAAUACGCAAUGCAUUUCAUGGUAUUGCGCGCAGCUAAAUGGCUGUUGACGGAACUGAGUACGAUGUUAAUUCCAAGAUCUACGCCGAGAAGACCACAGAACCCUUCGUACUAUAAUGAGAUAUGAGGGAAGUAUGCUAGUUCUGUAACAAACUGUAAUAUAUAUAUAUAUAUAUGAAAUUAUUUAUUAUUCGUUAACUCGUGAAAUGAAGGAUUAAAUUUCUAACAAACAUGAUUUUUACACCGUUAUCACAGUUUUCACCGUUUUUCUAAUGAAUUAAGAUUUAACACACGGGAUUUAACACAAUAGAGGUUUUUUCAUCAAUUUUUUAUAUUAAUAACAACGACGUAGUAUCUUUUUUUGUAUUUGCGAGAAUAAAUUAUGCAAAUUUUCUAUCUCUCAUUAUACAACACAGAUGCAAAUUAAAUAGCAGAUUAAAUAAAGCUCUACUUGCACAUUCUCAGAACGCCAAGUGUUAAACGUGUGAAGAUUGUGGACAAUAUAUUUGUAAACAUAUAGUCAAUUUUGUAUAAUCUAAUCAUUAUAAUCCAGUGAAUACUUUCCACACGUUAUACAAUUAAUUGAAUGUAAAUUUUAAAUUAAAACUUUCUGCAAGUAAAGUGAUCUUUUCAUGAGACAAAUAAAUUAAGUAUUUACUACGUAUAAUUAUAUAUAAAUUUAUUUACAAGUACAGGAUUAUUUUGUAUAAUUGUAUCAGAUCAUCAAGAAAUAAACAUUUAGGAAUAAAAUCACGCAAAUAUGU